This is a messenger RNA of Adineta steineri, 909 nucleotides long. The record is from the annotation of a GenBank genome assembly. NCBI's taxonomy places the organism in Eukaryota, Metazoa, Rotifera, Eurotatoria, Adinetida, Adinetidae.
AUGAUAUUGAAAAUUCUCUUUCUCCUAUUAGCCAGUUGUGCGAUCAACACAUCAUUAGCAGAUUUCGAAAUAGACACUGACCCCGAUAUUAACGAAUUCAUCUACGUCUCGGUUGAUCUCAUAGUCCCAUCUACAACUCCUCAAAUAAACAAUGAAACAACCCUCUUUAUCUGGCCUGGUCUUCAACCAUGGGGACACGAUUUCGAGCCGAUCGGAAAUGGAGUUCUCCAACCCGUAUUGACAUAUGGAUCAUCAUGUGCACCAAAUCAAAAUGGUAUUGAUCCUUACCAAUGGUGGAUAUCGGCUCAGUAUGUAAAUACUGAUGGGAAUAAGACGGGCUUCAUGGGCUGCUUUGGAGGAGAUGUGAUGACUGUGAAUGAAGGUGAUACAUUAAGGAUCGAGAUGGUGAAACUGGCAACAAGUGGGACUUGGAAUCAGACUGUUCUAAAUCUUAGCAAUAAUAAGACUGUAUGGUUUACAAUGGAUUUGGGAAAACAAGCGCAAGGGCGGUUCUAUUUAUUGACGGAAAUUACAUCGCUGACGAAUCCAUCAUCUUCAACUUCAAGCUUUCAUUUUCUUAGUUUACCUCCCGAACAAGAAACGUCAACAGACGAAUCAAGUCAAACAACACAAAUAACAACAGCUACUACUUCAAUCAUAGACAAUCCAUGGAUAUGUUCAAAUAUGACUGUCUUACAACAAAAAGAUAUGCCUGGUAAUGAUAUGGCUAAUGAACAACCAAAAACUUACACAGAAUGUUGUAUUUGGUGCUUGUCGACGUCUGGAUGUCGUGGAUUUGUAUGGGGUUGGCCAAAUAAUACGAGUUCUUUUCAGCAAUCUCAUUGUUGGUUGAAAAGCAUACUUGUUGCUCCAACUAGUCUCGCGCAAUUUACCAGUGUUCACUUCUAA